AUGGAAAUGGACGACCCGAUCUUGGAUAUACUCGAGACUGCACUUGACCUGUCAGAGAUGGUGGAUAUGGACGGUGAUCGGGAUCAAUUCGCAGAAGAUAUUGAGCUUUAUGCUCCUGGGUAUCUUGAAAUGGAGGCCAUGGGUCGUGCAGAGGAAUAUGAUGUUGCGAGGCUAAGGGAUGGAGAAGAAGCGGCCGAAAUUUACCGUCAGCGAGAUUGA
Messenger RNA from Penicillium daleae, 219 nucleotides. RefSeq lists its product as uncharacterized. The coding region runs from base 1 to 219 and encodes 72 amino acids. The record is from RefSeq and is a predicted model, not a curated record. The transcript has a single exon. NCBI's taxonomy places the organism in Eukaryota, Fungi, Ascomycota, Eurotiomycetes, Eurotiales, Aspergillaceae.